Molecule: messenger RNA, 1244 nt
Organism: Entrophospora sp. SA101
Lineage: Eukaryota; Fungi; Glomeromycota; Glomeromycetes; Entrophosporales; Entrophosporaceae
Source: the annotation of a GenBank genome assembly
AAAAUGAUAAUAAAUCAUUAUCGAUUAUAAUAAAUAAUCACGAUAUAAACAAUGAUCUUACAAAUUGGUCAAUAACGAGAAAACGUAUUAUGCUAUUUGUGAUUUCUUUUGCUGCAAUGACUUCUCCAAUAUCUAGUUCUAUUUUGUAUCCUAUAUUAUUAAAAUUGCGUACAGAAUUUAAUGUGUCUGAUAUUGAAGUUAACGCAUUAGGUAACGAAAAUUCCGAAUUACAUGAAAUUUUCUUCAGUUUAUGUGUAUGUUAUGGGAAUUGCGGCCGUGGUUUACAAUCAUUUGGCUCUUCUGCUAUGUUAUCAAUAGGAGCUGGUGUUAUUAGUGAUGUUUACAAUGCUCUCGAACGCGGAACUGCAUAUGGAUUUUUUUAUAUGGCUUAUUGGACCGGUCAAUUACUUGGUCCUAUGAUGGGAAGCUACUUUGCUGAGUAUACUAGUUGGAGAUGGAUUUUUUGGUUUUUAACAAUUUUGGGCGGAGUAAAUUUAUUACUUGUGAUAAUCUUUGUCCCUGAAACAUCCAAUCUUCCAAAACCCACACCUGACGAUUCUAGUGAGAAUGCUCAAUCAAGAUAUCGAUUUAAUCCACUUGCACCGCUUAAAUUGUUACGUCAUCCAAGCGGAACUUUGAUGAUCAUUUACAUUUGCAUUAUGUCAUCAAUAACUCAACUUCAAUUUAUUAGUGUACCUGUCAACUUCGCCACCAGAUAUCAUCUAACUUCAUCACAAAUCGGUUCAUUAUUCUUUGUAUCUGGUUUUGGAUUCAUGAUUGGCAGUUAUAUUGGUGGUAAAUCUUCAGAUAUUGUGAUGAGACGAGCAAACAAGAAAAAUGGGACUGCUCAUCCAGAAGCGAGAAUUCAUAGUGUUUGGAUUAGUGCUGUAUUAUUACCAACUUGUUGUUUGAUUUAUGGUUGGUUGGUUGAAAAAGAAGUACAUAUGGCUGGUCCAUCGAUUGCUUGGUUUUUUAUGUCAUUAACCACUCAAGUAAUUUAUAAUUCAAUGUCAACCUAUUUGGUUGACGUUUUCUCAAGUCAAAGUGCAUCAAUAAUAGCAUUAAGCAAUUGUAUACGCAUGAUGGCAGCUGGCACUUUAUCGAUUUUAGCAUCUCCAAUGGAAAAUAAAUUGGGAACUGGAUGGACGUUUACUCUCUUAGGUGGAAUGUGUUUUGCCGGUAUUUUAAUAUUAGUGUUGGUUUACAUUAAAGGAAGAAGUUGGCGAGAACGAUUUAAAUUUUAA